ACCUUUCCCAAACAGAAGGCACCGCGACCACUCAUUUUGAACGCUCCAUGCAGGCCCCAGGGGCAAUCCCGCCCGCUACUCGUGUCGUUACUGACCGGGCUGUUGUUUGGAUCUAGCCUCUUUUGCAGCUGGAAACUACUGCGGAGAGGAUCAUCGUGGCGAACGCGUGGAGUGCAGCAGAAGGAUCGUGAUGAGGCUUAGGUGUUCACGUGCAUUGCUUGCUGUUCAGCUGUCAUGGUGCAGUACAGCAAAUGUGCCAUGGUUGCUGUAUGUCCCUGUUGCGCAUGUGUACCGGAUUCCGAGCAGCGAGUUGGCGUGUUUCAAACUUGGGGCUGCCCCAGUCCUAUUCACGUGCUCCUUACCCGCAAUCUCACGAAGACGAUACAGUACUAGGGCGCUGGAGAUGUGCCUUGGGCGGCAGCAACUCACAACCCAUGGAGUUCCUCCAGCUAUACUCUCUGCUUGUCAAAAAUGUAGCCUUGUAGUUUGAACAUUUGCUGGAGAACGGCGAUGCUUACACACUGUGCGCGGCAAUAAAACACAGUCGUGAUGGGUGCAGCAUUGAUAAAGCAUU
Molecule: messenger RNA, 574 nt
Organism: Didymella exigua CBS 183.55
Lineage: Eukaryota; Fungi; Ascomycota; Dothideomycetes; Pleosporales; Didymellaceae
Exons: 1
Coding region: 191-490 (99 amino acids)
Source: RefSeq, a predicted model, not a curated record